Molecule: messenger RNA, 2623 nt
Organism: Sitodiplosis mosellana (orange wheat blossom midge)
Lineage: Eukaryota; Metazoa; Arthropoda; Insecta; Diptera; Cecidomyiidae
Product: protein yellow-like
Exons: 6
Coding region: 843-2108 (421 amino acids)
Cellular component (GO): extracellular region
Source: RefSeq, a predicted model, not a curated record
UAACAGUUGAUAAAUAUUGCCAGACAUUACAAUAGUGUUUACUUUAUGUAUUUAAAAUGAAUUUAUGAAUUAGUGCCUAUUUUGUAUGGCUACCGGACCAUUUACUAAUCACUCAAGUCUAGACUAAAGUGACUAGGAAGUGUUUGUUUUAAUAAAUAAAAUUGAAACUCAUUAGAUUGUGUAUACUUUUUUGGACAAUGUCCACUGGACAUUGUUCAAGUCAAAAUAUUAUUCAUAAACAAACGGUGUGCCCAUUCUUUCGGCUCUGGCUGUAUUUAAAAAUACCUAAUUUUAGCAACGAGUGUCAAAGCUUCGAACAAAAAAAAAAAGUUUGUGGGGAAAAUACUGUCGCGAUAAUCUUUUGACCGAUAGUGUAACUAGUUCGCAAUAGAUUCAUUCAUGUUUUAUUCAUUACCUGGCCUCAUACUAAUAUACGCAUAUUAUUCGUAUUUACGUCGUCUUCUUUCUUCUUUCUUCUCCAUUCCUGGGGAAUUUUAAAAAGACAAACCACCGAACUUGAUUAUCGGCCAUUUAUAUUUAUAUAUGAGUAAAUGUGUAUAUAAUUUGCUGAUAUUUGCUUGACACUGUCAAGAAGUCAGUGUCGCUUCUUUGGCUGUUAUUCGAUCAUUUAUUUGGUUUUAAAACAUCAUUCAGUAAUCGGACGGGGUUCGAUAAUAUACGUUUCUUUUUCAUAUUUCAAAUAAAUUUUGCUGUGAUUAGUCGUUGAUCUGAAAAUUCUAUCUUUAGAACUUUAUGUGAAUAUAACUCAAAUUCAUUCAUAACGACUCGCCAUUCACUCAAAAUAUUAAUAAUUGCGCCAUAAUUUCGCAAAAAAAAAAACGAUGCGAUUGACACCAAUCGGUGUGAUCAUAUGUGUGAUCAGUAUAAAUGAGAUUGCCGGUGUUUAUGAUAGUUCGAGAAACCUCAAGGUAGUUGCUGAGUGGGACAGUUUGGACUAUGUAUUUCCGCAACCACAUCUGAGACAGCAGGCAAUACAAAAUGGACAAUUUGUGAGAAACAACGGUGUACCAAUUGAUGUCGAUGUUGAUUAUCAGGAGAAUCUACCUUCUCGCAUUUUCGUGACUAUUCCACGUUUUACCACUGGAAUACCGGUUACUUUGGGCUAUGUAGCUGGUCCAGGCAAUCUAAUUCAACCCUAUCCGUCUUAUUCAUGGCACGAAUCGCAUGGCCGCGAUUGUGAUGGCAUUACAUCCGUUUUUCGGAUUGCUAUUGACAAAUGUCGGCGCUUGUGGGUGCUUGAUACUGGUCGUAUUGGAGCUCAGCAAUACUGCCAACCACAAAUAUUGGUCUUCAAUUUGAAUACCGAUACGUUAAUUCAUCGAUACCGUUUCCCACAAGAUCAGUACAAGCCUGGCGUCUCUCUGUUCAUCACGCCAGUGCUCGAUGUACAAGAUCCACCGCCCGGAGGAGAAUGCCUCAACACAAAAGCAUACAUUGCUGAUGUCACCGGAUUUGGCCUUAUCGUCUAUGAUGCGCGCGCGAAUCGAUCGUGGCGAGUGCAGAAUAAAUUGUUUUACCCGACUCCAUGCUUCGGCACACACACUGUUGCCGGUGAAUCGUUCGAUUUAAUGGAUGGACUGUUUGGUUUAGCAUUAACACCGGUUUAUACCAGAGGCUAUAGACAUCUGUAUUUCCAUGCACUGGCCAGCAACACCGAAAACAGUGUUCGAUUAGAUGUAUUGAAUAAUGCGACGGCAUGGCAAAAUAAUGUGGAAAGUUCACCGAGAGAAUUCCGUGAGAUUGGACAGCGUGAAGUGCAGGCCACAGCAGAGGCGAUGGAUAGCAACGGGAACUUAUUCUUUGGUUUAGAACGACCAUCUGCAAUUGCUUGUUGGGAUUCUGAGAAACCAUACACGCGAGAAAACAUGAAAAUCGCCGUUCAGAAUGACAACACCUUACAGUUUGUUAGUGGACUUAAGGUGAUCGUCAAUCGGAAAGGAAAGGAAGAACUUUGGGCUAUGUCUUGUCGAUUCCAGAAAAUUAUGACGGGAUCAAUCAAUCCACAGGAAAUAAACUUCCGCAUUCAGGCUCUACAAGUCGAUGAACUAUUGGGAGGAAGAAAAUGUACUCCGUCACGACCCUAUUAGCGAUAACACUAUUUUAAGACACUACGGCCAAAGCGAACGAAUGCAAUCGUUCAUGAUCUUUUACAUAUGGAAUUUUAUACAGUCACACCACACGCUCUAUAUUGACAAUGUAUUUUUGUUUUAAACCUUCAUUUUGAUACGCCACUAACAUAAUUUACACUCAAGUAUCUACUUUGUGUAUAAAAACGCCAUUUAAGGUGCUGCCAUCUUGCGUAUCAUCACUCGUAUUUAUCACUCACGAAAACUUAGUACUCUCAGAUUGGACAAAACGACGAGCAUGUGGAGUGACUGAUUUUAUAGGGAAAAUCGUAAACGAUUGAAAUCGAGAGUAAUCUAGCGCCUUGGAAAUAGUGCCUUCAUCAGUUGUAUGAAUUUUUUCGUUAUAUGUGUUCAAAAUUUGAAUAGCUUGAGUUAAAUAAUGUUCGUAAAUUGACAUCGCGUUUGAUGGACUUCCAAUGACUUAUACUUUGUCAAUGGUCUUAUUUACAUUAAAAUAUAAAGCUAUCAAGACAAAA